UGGCGGCGGCGUGCGAGAGAGACGACGCCCAAGCUUCACAACAAGUAGUCGCGCUCGUCUCCGCGUGUGCAUCAUUGCCGUGGUCAAAUUUUCGCGUCGCGUAUUCUCGGAUUUUUUUGUAUCGCAAUAAGUAGCUCGGGUACGAGAAGACGGUUUCAAGAUGACGAUAGUCGACUCUUGCUGGUCGCCAUGUAUCUGGACGAACAACAUAAACACGGCGGCGAAAGCCAUAGCCUUUUACACGGUGGCGAUCUGCAUCGUUUUGAUCACGCUGAUAGCGUAUCAGCUCAACGGCGGGGACUCCACGCAGCUGUACAAUCCGCUGUUCGAGGCUGAUGUCAGAGGCUCAAUGAAAGUUGUCGGAGGAUUCUUCAUUUAUUACUUUUUGCUGAUGAUCGCCUUUGCCUUAACUAUGGUUUAUGGUCUCCGAAGAGGCGUGAGAGGAUUUCUACUCCCAUGGCUUGCAGGCUGGUUCAUUAUUUGUCUGUUUCAAUUAGUAUUUGGACUAUGGCUGGUAGGAGGCUACUAUAUUUAUUUGGAUGCCGUGUUUGCAGCAUUUUGCAACUGGCUGUGGAUGGGCUAUAAUUUUUAUUGUUGGCUUGUUGUGCUGUCCGCCUACAAAGUUUUGUUGCAACUGCAGUCACCUAACAUUGAACUUCUGUGGCCUUAAAGUAACCAUUAAGUCUCGACAGUUGUAAAAGCUGUCAAAGUUGUUUUGCACUGACAGCUUUUGACAACUGUCGAGACUUAAUGGUUACUUUAAGAUUUAGAGUCUGCUGCUGGCUCCUGGGCUCCUUAUAUACCCGAGUUGCUCCCUCUUUCCUGUGUUACAUGCGCGUACGCCAUCUACUCGCGCUUAGGUAGACUAUUUACAUUUGGCUACUAGCGCCACUCGGUAACUUGCCUACGCUAGGCUAGUUAUUUGUUGCUGUACUCUUGUUCCCGAAGUGGGCCUGCCGUCACAAAAGAUAUCAAAACAAAGUACAAUGCUCUGACAAUGACCGAAGACUGAAUAUGGCCUGAAUUUCGUCAGCAGCCAUCCGUCCAAUAUCGGUCUUAAAAUAUCUUUAGUUUGUAGGUUAUAGCAUAGGAAAUUUUUGUAUGAACCUCAGUAGGGUUCACAUUACGUUAUUUGUUAAAAUACAGCUCUUGUCCGUCCAGUUUGAAUGCUUUUGCAUCCAUUAAUCUGCUGUAAUAAUGAUAUUAACGCAUUUUAAGGUCGAAUCUCAUUAAUUAUCUUUCGGAUAUUUUUAGUCGAAUGAAAUGUAAAUACCCAGAACAGGCAAGCUUUAAUAUUAUUGAUUAAAUUGCAAUAAUAUUGAAAUCAAGUUGUACGUAUUGAGAGUAUUUUAUACUACCAUCGCCAAGUUUUUAUUAUACCGUAAUUUACUAAUGAUGAAGUAUUUAUAACUUAAAUUGUUGACAAAUUAAUAUAACCUUAGCAAUCACGAGUGUACAAAAUUUUUCUAGUAUUUUUAUCAUAUUUUUUAUUCGGAAACUAUUUUGAUUAUUGCUUUUUCACCGUAAAUAGAAUUUAACGUUUAGUAUUUUUUAUUAUCAAGAACAUGUAUUUAAGAUUAAAUAAUCGAGUAUGUUUACUAGGUUCCAGGAAAAAUGUGUUCUGUUAUUUAAAAAUCCAAUGCUUCUUAAAAUUUAGUAAUCAUACUUGUACCAUAAAUUGCGUUACCAGCAUGAAAUGGAAUGUGCAUAAUUUUUAUAAUUACAAACGAACUUAUUAAAAGAUACUGCAUCUUAUGAUGAAUAAAAGCUUUUUCUACUUUUAA
Molecule: messenger RNA, 1784 nt
Organism: Nasonia vitripennis (jewel wasp)
Lineage: Eukaryota; Metazoa; Arthropoda; Insecta; Hymenoptera; Pteromalidae
Exons: 5
Coding region: 161-670 (169 amino acids)
Source: RefSeq, a predicted model, not a curated record